Hemicordylus capensis (graceful crag lizard) is the source of this 5338-nucleotide messenger RNA. RefSeq names its product required for meiotic nuclear division 5 homolog A (gene RMND5A). Gene Ontology annotation, molecular function: ubiquitin protein ligase activity; protein binding. The record is from RefSeq and is a predicted model, not a curated record. Gene Ontology annotation, biological process: proteasome-mediated ubiquitin-dependent protein catabolic process. The transcript has 11 exons. Lineage: Eukaryota; Metazoa; Chordata; Lepidosauria; Squamata; Cordylidae. Gene Ontology annotation, cellular component: GID complex; nucleus; cytoplasm. Bases 1022 to 2197 code for a protein of 391 amino acids.
UACUGACACCGAGGCGAAGAGAAGAGCCGCCCGGACGGAGCAGCGACGCGUGGUGGGGAUUCGGCUGUCACGCGCCACUCUUGCCCGCGGAUCUGUGCAGCUCUGCCCGAAACUUGUUUAGGCGGAAGUGAACACCACUACAUUCAAUGGCGAGUUACUUCCUGGUAGCACUGGACUGGACUCGGGAGCACUAAGAUGCAUUCAUGAGAAAAAUCUGCAAGCAAGCCUUGGAAGGUUUAUCUGUGGUAUUUUUCAAAGGGUAAAAGACUAAGAUCAUAUUUGCCAAGGGGAGUGGGGACGAACAGUGUGUGUUUAUAUCGGGUCCACCGCCCCUCCCAAACCUAUAAAUAAAUCACACAGUCACCACCACAAUGAAUUUCACGCAUCUAAUUUUUUGGCGUAGAAGAGUACCGAAGAGCUUGAGCCGCGAACUAAGAAUUCAGCUCUUCGCCAUAGACUCAUUCGAUGACUUUGAACACGGUCCUUUCAGCAUCGGCGCCAGCAUCUACAACCAAGGGGAUCAUAAAACUGACUUAUCAUACAGUGAGGCCCCAGUCGACGGAAACCGAAGUCAUGGCAAAAGGACCCCGAGUCGUCGCUUCCGCUUCUCAUCGCUUUGCCACUGACCUCGUCAUAGUAAACAAACCCGCCACGCCCUCUCCCACGCUGGCUAUCCCGCCUGCCUAAUCAGGCAGGCAAGCGCGGCACAAACAGUGUUUACUACGAAGGAAAUCCCACUGACUUGAGACUUAACUCCCGAGUAAAUCAACUUCUUAGAAUAGAGGAGUCAUAGAUAUCCAAGCUGUUGCCUGACUCGAAAACACUUAAGCAGCGAAGAACCAUAGUGACAAGAAAAUCCAGAGCGACGCUGCCUGGUGUUGUAUGGAGACAGGACCUUUCGGUUCUUACAGACCCGUUUUCCCUUCUCUCCAGUGAACGUGUUCUCCGUCGAGCUUCGUCCGGCUGCCCAGAAGGGUCGUGCUUGCUCGGCGGGCGGGCGGGCGCCGGGGAGGACGAGGCGAUGGACCAGUGCGUGACGGUAGAGCGUGAGCUGGAGAAGGUGCUGCAGAAGUUCUUGGGCCACGGACAGCUGUGCGAGCGGAGCCUGGAGGAGCUGAUCCAGUACGUGGCGGGACUGCGCCGCGAGAUCCUCCAGAGCGAGAAUCAAGAUGGAGAUCUAUCGGGGACGAUAUCACUUGUUAUGACCCAGUGUUGUAAACGAAUAAAGGACACCGUUCAGAAAUUGGCCUCUGAUCAUAAGGACAUUCAUAGUAGUGUUUCUCGAGUUGGAAAAGCAAUUGACAAGAAUUUUGACUCUGACAUCAGCAGUGUGGGAAUAGACGGAUGCUGGCAGGCUGAUAGUCAGCGAAUUCUGAAUGAAGUGAUGGUAGAACACUUUUUCCGGCAAGGAAUGCUAGAUGUAGCAGAAGAGCUUUGUCAGGAGUCUGGACUUUCUAUAGACCAAAGUCAAAAAGAACCAUUUGUGGAGCUCAACCGAAUAUUGGAAGCACUUAAAGUUAGAGUAUUGAGACCUGCAUUAGAGUGGGCAGUAUCAAAUAGAGAAAUGCUUAUGGCACAGAAUAGCUCCUUAGAAUUUAAGCUACACAGACUAUAUUUUAUUAGUUUAUUAAUGGGUGGAACUGCAAACCAGAGAGAAGCAUUACAGUAUGCUAAAAACUUUCAACCGUUUGCUCUAAACCAUCAGAAAGAUAUUCAGGUUUUAAUGGGAAGCCUAGUAUACCUGAGGCAGGGCAUUGAAAACUCUCCAUAUGUCCAUUUACUGGAUGCAAACCAGUGGGCAGACAUCUGUGACAUCUUUACGAGGGAUGCCUGUGCUCUGCUCGGUCUCUCUGUUGAAUCUCCACUUAGUGUUAGCUUUUCAGCAGGUUGUGUAGCGUUGCCAGCUCUAAUAAAUAUAAAAGCUGUGAUUGAACAAAGACAGUGCACUGGUGUUUGGAAUCAGAAAGAUGAAUUACCGAUUGAAGUUGACCUUGGCAAAAAGUGCUGGUAUCAUUCAAUAUUUGCUUGCCCUAUCCUUCGUCAACAAACAACAGAUACUAACCCACCUAUGAAGUUGGUUUGUGGUCACAUUAUAUCAAGAGAUGCUCUAAAUAAAAUGUUUAAUGGCAGCAAAUUAAAAUGUCCAUACUGUCCCAUGGAACAGAGCCCUGGAGAUGCCAAACAAAUAUUCUUCUGAAGAUUCAAUUCACUAUGUAGUUCAUAGGUGACACUCUGACUUAUGGGUGCAUUUUUGGAGGACUGAAGCUGGCAAAUGUUCCAUUUAAUGCUGUACAGACUGAAGAGGACUCCUGUGUUCGUAUAAGCCUAAUGCUCCAGACAUGUUUGCCAACGUUUAAUGUAUACAUACUGAUUGGAAGAGCUGCAGAAGUAAUGUUUGUCUUAGGGCUUUUACUCUAACCUUGGUCUCCAUAUCUGAUCAAGAUACUACACCAGCAGUUGUCAUUCAAUGAAGGGUUUUUGUUUUGUUUGAACUAAAUUGUAGGUGACUUCACUUUUUAAAGCGGACACCAUAUAGGUCUAAUAUGUCCUGCUUUUAUUUGAUCAUCCUGAUCGAUAAAUGUCACCAUAAAGAAUGUGUGGGAAUUUUUUUUUUCUUUAGCCUGUACAUAAUUAAGAAAGAACUUCAGAAAAAAAAGGUUUGAUAAAUUGAAUAGUGGUUAUAGACAUAUUUGUAUUUCUGUUCUUAUUUUCCCAACACAAAGCUGUGAUAUUCUGAGGGAUUUUUUUCUUUUGAACAUUUUCCCAGCUUUUAAACAAUUCCAAUUGAAUGUGCUUAUAUAUAAAAUACAUGCAUAUAUAACACAAAGUUCAAAACUAUUUCUAAUUUAGAAGGAUAACGAGUACGGGCUCCUUGACUUGGGGAUCCUAUUCAGUUGAUUUCAUGAAUGAGAGCUCUUUCUGUACCUCAGAGUGUUCAAUAAAAUGGAGCUCUGGGUUAGAAAGAGAGUUUUGUCAAUGGAUAUUUGCUCUCUGGCUUUUUUAGUCUUAUAUUCUAAGCUUUGUAUUUGAGAUCAGUGUCAUGUUGCUGUACAGUUUACUAGACAUGAUAGUUAUUUAUAAAGUUAUCAGAACCAAAUAAAUUGUUGAUGAUUAUCAUUGUUAAAAUGGAUAAAAUAACAUUUUCUGGUAAUCUAAUAUAGCCUGUUAAUCUCAGGAUUGGACUUCCCAGUUUUAUUAGAAACUGACAUGUCUUCUGCAGCCAAGAGCAUUGUGUUUGUGACAGGACAGCUAGUGUACUCUCAAUUUGCUAUUCUCUUUGUCAACAAGUAUAUCAAGACUAAAGAUUUAAACCAGUUUAACCAUCAUUUUGUUUUCCUAGAGAACCCUGGGAAGUAUAGUUCCAGACUGGGCAGUGGGGAAGGGAUCUCUGACAUUCUCAGCACACUCACCAAAUUACAAUGCCCAGAAUUAUUUGGGGAAAGCUAUUAUAAACUGAUAUACAUUUUUAGUGUGGAUAUAUCCAAAGUUGAGUCUAUACUCUUAAGCUUGAUGCACAUAAUGGCAAAUUUCUAGUGUGCAUUCACUGCACUGUCCUAUAAUAGGGCAAAGCAGCCACCAGAUGUUAACAGUAUAUAUAAGAAUAGAAUUCUUUAUUGUCUGACUUAACAAAACUUAGUAUGGUUGGAAACUAAUAUAUGAGUUAAUGCACUAGCACGAUGCACUACACAGAAGAAUAUUGAUGAUAAAAUUCUUGUUUUCUGUGCUUUUGGCCUUGACUCUUGUAAAUGAGCGAAUACCAUGAAGACACCAAGACAGUCUGAUUGAACUAGAGUAGAAAAAAAGUUGAUGUAGAAAAAUAUGGCUACAUUAUAUUUUUCCAAAAUAAGUUAUAUCCGUACCAUACUUCUAAAAAUCUGAUUGAAGUAAUGAUAAACUAAUGAAUAUUUUCAACUGAGGUUUCUAGUCUCAGUGAAGUUGCUUUUAACAUGGAAAGGAACUGCAUAUUUGGGAGCUUCAGAAAACCAAAUACAUAUUUUUUCACAAAAUGAUGUAAGAAAAAAUUGAAUCCAGCGGUGUAAUUUAUAGCUCUAUCGAAGGUAAACAUGAUAAAACAAUGUUUGCAACCCUAUACAGGAGUCACAUGCAUAUGUCCUGUUUGAUUUCAGUGGGUCUUGGGCAUGCUUAAAUGCUCAAUCAAGCUUACAGCCAGUGAGUUUUGUUUCAUCCUUAUGGUCCAAAGCCCAUGAUUGUUUGCCUACCUGAUACCUAAAAUGUGAGGACUGACAUCUUGGCAGCUAAAAUAAAAGGACUGACAUGAUUUUCAUGAACCUCCAAGCGAUGAAAGGGCUUACUCUCCUUCAUGAACUGGUUCCCAGCCAUUUAAUGUGAGGGUGGUGGUGGAGGAAACUGGUAGAUGUUUGCAUUAGUUCAAAAUCAACAAAAUAGAUUGAUAUGCUGGGAGUUGUGUGACAUAAGUGCAUGGAAGAUGUGAGCUUCCAUUAACCCGCAUGAUUGCUGCCAUGAGCUUGUCCACUUUCAAGUAUUUAUGGGUUUCCAUAGAUGAAAUGAUUUUAGUACCAUAUAUGUAGCACAGAUUUCUGUGUUUCCAGGCACAACUCCUCUUUUAACUGCUCUGUUGUGCUCAGUGAGGCUAAGACUUUAAGUCUUUUCAUUCUUUUCAAGGAUGACUUCAUUUUUCCCCCUUUUCCUUGAAAAUAAGGCAGUAUAAUAAUAUUCAUAACUAUCCUGAAAUGUUUUUACUUGAAGAACUGGGUAGAAAUUUUAUCAGAUAAAUACAUAAUAUUAUUGAGUAACCAGAAGAAAAGCAGAAAUGGCUUUGCAUAUUGACAAGCCCAGCUGUGAGAGCUGUACCUCUCUGUGUGUUGAAAUCACAGUCCUACUUCUUGCUUACACAUUUGUUCUUAGGAUUUUUUCAUAUUCCCAAGACAAUUGCAGCAAAUCCACCUGUUGGAUUUGGGAAAUCUUUCCCCACCAAAAUAUUAGUUUGAGGGAGAGCAAAGCCCAUCCUUGUUUGAGGACAUUUUUAGAGCAAAUACUGAAAGCAGGAUAGCAGUGUGGAGACAGGUAAUCUUGGGAUUGAUGGUGAUGCAUAGGAGCAUGUUACGAUGCAUAACAUGUUCAAGUGAAUUUGCUGAGUGCUUUACUAUAUCACAGAUAUAUAUUUUUUUCUGUGUUAGCAUGGAGUACCAAGUCUCCAUUUUGGCAGCUCUCUUUGCUUACUGUCAUGAAAAGAUGUGAUGCAUACCUGAAUCAAUGCAUGGGGAUGGGCAAUGGGUAGAACAUACUAGCGUAAUAUACUUAAUACAGCAUAUGUAUAUUACACUGUUACUGUAAAUUAGUAAAACUGUUUUGCUAA